Molecule: messenger RNA, 1007 nt
Organism: Owenia fusiformis
Lineage: Eukaryota; Metazoa; Annelida; Polychaeta; Sabellida; Oweniidae
Source: the annotation of a GenBank genome assembly
UGCACUUCCGGUUCCGGUAUCAAAAAUCUAAAAUAUUACAAAAAUGACUAAAUUUCUUUGAAAUACAGCGAUUUAAAAAUGUCAAACGGUAGUGAUCCUGUGAUAUUAGCAACCGCAGGCUAUGACCAUACCAUUAGAUUCUGGCAGGCGCACAGUGGAAUAUGUAAACGAACUGUACAGCAUCCAGACUCUCAAGUGAAUGCACUUGAUAUCACCCCUGAUAGGCAACUUAUAUCAGCAGCAGGCUAUCAGCAUAUUCGUAUGUAUGACUUGAACUCUAAUAAUCCCAAUCCAUUGAUCAACUAUGACGGCAUAUCUAAGAAUGUAACUGCAGUUGGCUUCCAUGAUGAAGGCAAAUGGAUGUACAGUGGAGGGGAAGACUGCUCUGCAAGAAUAUGGGAUCUCAGGUCACGCAAUCUACAGUGCCAAAGAAUAUUUCAAGUAAAUGCUCCAGUUAACUGUGUCUGCUUACAUCCCAACCAGGGAGAGUUAUUUGUUGGUGACCAAAGUGGUGCUAUUCAUAUAUGGGACUUGAAAACAGACCACAAUGAACAACUUAUUCCUGAACCUGAUGCAGCAAUUCAGUCCAUUUCCAUUGAUCCAGAAGGUACAUACAUGGCUGCUGUCAACAAUAAGGGUAACUGUUAUAUCUGGACAUUGACCGGAGGCAGGGGCGAUGAGUCCACCCAACUGCACCCCAAAUCUAAGAUACAGGCCCACCAGAAAUAUGUACUCAAAUGUCUCUUCAGUCCAGAUUCUACUUUGCUGGCCACAACAUCAGCAGAUGGAACUGUGAGGAUAUGGCGCACUGCAGAUUUCUCUCUCAUGACCGAACUUAAGGAUAACCAUCAACGUUGGGUGUGGGACUGUGACUUCAGUAGUGACUCUCAGUACAUCAUCACUGCUUCGUCAGACAACAUGGCGCGGCUCUGGAACGUUGAGUCAGGUGAAGUUAAGAGAGAAUACAGUGGCCACCAGAAGGCUGUCAUAUGUUUGGCAUUUAGAGA